Echinops telfairi (small Madagascar hedgehog) is the source of this 3961-nucleotide messenger RNA. It is a transcript of the gene ITGAM, whose product is annotated as integrin subunit alpha M. Gene Ontology annotation, biological process: cell adhesion mediated by integrin; integrin-mediated signaling pathway; cell-matrix adhesion. NCBI's taxonomy places the organism in Eukaryota, Metazoa, Chordata, Mammalia, Afrosoricida, Tenrecidae. The transcript has 30 exons. The record is from RefSeq and is a predicted model, not a curated record. The coding region runs from base 9 to 3467 and encodes 1152 amino acids. Gene Ontology annotation, cellular component: external side of plasma membrane; integrin complex. Gene Ontology annotation, molecular function: integrin binding.
UUUCGGCCAUGGCAAGCGGAGUCCUUCUGUUGACAGCUCUGGCCUUAUGUCACGGCUUCAACCUGGACACCGAAAACAUCAUGACCUUCCGAGAGAACGCAAGGGGCUUCGGACAGAGUGUGGUCCAGUUUGAGGGGUCCCGGGUGGUGGUUGCAGCCCCCCAGGAGGUAAAGUCUGCCAACCAAACAGGCAGCCUCUUCCAGUGCGACUACAGCUUGGGCACUUGUGAGCCCAUCCCCCUGCAGGUCCCCGUGGAGGCUGUGAAUAUGUCUUUGGGCUUGUCUCUGGCAGCCAGGGCCUCCCCUUCCCAGCUGUUGGCCUGUGGCCCCACUGUGCACCAAGUCUGCCGGGAAAACACCUACGUGAAUGGCUUCUGUUUCCUGUUUGGCUCCAACCUUCGCCAGCAGCCCCAGAGGUUUCCGGAGACCCUGAGAGAAUGUCCUCAACAGGAGAGUGAUAUCGCCUUCUUGAUUGAUGGUUCCGGUAGCAUCAACCCAAGAGACUUUCAGCGGAUGAAGCAGUUUGUCUCCACGGUGAUGGGUCAAUUCCAAACAUCUAAAACCUUGUUCUCCUUGAUGCAGUACUCCGAGGACUUCCGCACCCAUUUUACCUUCAACGAUUUCAAGCGAAACCCGAACCCAAGAUCGCUGGUGAUGCCAAUCCGACAGCUGCUCGGGAAGACACAUACAGCCACGGGGAUCCGAAAAGUGGUAAAGGAGCUGUUUCACAGGAACAGCGGAGCCCGGAAGAAUGCCCUGAAGAUCCUGGUUGUCAUCACGGAUGGGGAGAAGUACGGCGACCCCUUGGAUUACAAAGAUGUCAUCCCCGAGGCAGACCAAGAAGGAGUCAUACGCUACGUCAUUGGGGUGGGAGAUGCCUUCAACAACGAGCAAUCCCACAAAGAACUGAACACCAUCGCGUCCAUGCCCUCUUCUGAGCAUGUGUUCCGGGUGAAUAACUUUGAAGCCCUGAAGACGAUUCAGAAUCAGCUGCAAGAAAAGAUCUUUGCCAUUGAGGGUACUCAGAACGGAAGCAGCAGCUCAUUUGAAUUGGAGAUGUCUCAGGAAGGCUUCAGUGCCGCCAUCACCUCCAAUGGACCCUUGCUGGGUGCUGUGGGGAGUUACGACUGGGCUGGUGGAAGUUUCUUGCGAACGUUAGACGGCAAAGACACCUUCAUCAACACCACCAGGGUGGAUUCAGACAUGAACGACGCUUACUUGGGUUACGCCAUGGGCGUCAUCUCGCAAAAUCAGAUCGAGAGUCUGGUUCUGGGGGCGCCUAGACAUCAGCACACUGGCCUGGUGGUGAUGUUCAAGCGCACUGCUGGCACCUGGGCGAACAGCACCAUGAUCAAGGGGAGUCAGAUCGGUUCCUACUUCGGGGCCUCGCUCUGCUCUGUGGAUAUGGACAGAGAUGGCAACACUGACCUGGUCCUCAUUGGCGCCCCCUAUUACUACGAGCCGACUCGGGGGGGCCAGGUGUCGGUCUGCCCCUUGCCGAAGGGGAGAGGGAAAUGGCAGUGCCAGGCUAUUCUCAGCGGGGAGCAGGGGCAUCCUUGGGGCCGCUUUGGGGCAGCUCUGACAGUGUUGGGGGAUCUGAAUGGGGACAAGGUGACAGAUGUGGCCAUCGGGGCACCCGGGGAGGAGGAGAACCGGGGUGCAGUCUACCUGUUUCAUGGGACAUCAGUGGACGGCAUCAGCCCUUCCCACAGCCAGCGGAUUGCAGGCUCCCAGCUCUCUCCCGGGCUCCAGUAUUUUGGUCAAUCACUGAGCGGGGGCCAGGACAUGACCAUGGAUGGACUAAUGGAUUUAGCAGUGGGGGCCAAGGGCUCUAUGCUACUGCUCAGGUCCCAGCCAGUCUUGAGGGUCAUGGUGACCAUGGAGUUCACCCCCAGGGAAGUGGCAAGGAAUGCCUUUGAAUGUCGGGAGCAGGUGGUGAGCAACCAGACUGCCGGGGAGGUCAAAAUCUGCUUCCAAGUUCACAAACGCACAGGAGACCGAUUGGGAAGAGGAGAGAUUCAGAGCACCAUCACGUAUGACCUGGCUCUGGACUCCAGGCGGACAACCCCCCGGGCCAUCUUCCUCCAGACGAAGAACAGGGCACUUCAACAAGCACAGGACUUGACAUUGGCACAGAGCUGUGAGACCCUAAAGCUACUGUUACCGAAUUGUGUAAAAGACUCAGUGGCCCCCAUCACUCUGCAACUCAACUUCUCUCUGGUGGGGAAGCCCUCAACCUCUUUCGGGAACCUUCGGCCAGUGUUGGCUGUGGAUGCUCAGAGACUCUUCACAGCCAUGCUCCCCUUUGAGAAGAAUUGCGGUAACGACAGCGUCUGCCAGGAUGACCUGAGCAUCACCCUCAGCUUUGGGACCUUGGACACACUGCUGGUGGGUGGCCCCCAGGACCUCCAUGUGACGGUGACCGUGAGAAAUCAGGGUGAGGACUCCUACGGGACUCAGGUUGCCUUCUUCUACCCUGCUGGCUUGUCCUAUCAGAGAGUCUCAGUAGUCCAGAACCAGCACUCCAAGCGGUCCUGGGGACUGUUCUGUGACCCCAGGCCCCCCUCGGGAGGGCCUGAGACACUGAAGAGCUGCAACUGCAGCGUCCACCACCCCAUCUUCCCAGACAACUCUGAGGUCACCUUUGAUAUCACAUUUGGCGUGGACUCGGAUGCUGCUCUUGGAAAUCAAUUGCUCCUCAAGGCCAACGUGACCAGUGAGAACAACAUGCCCAAGACCAGCAAAACGGAGUUCCAGCUGCAACUGCCGGUGAAAUAUGCUGUCUACCUGGUGGUCACAAGCCAUGAGAACUCUACCAAGUAUCUCAACUUCACAGCCUCCAACAAGACCAGCCGGGUUAUGGAGCAUCAAUAUCAGUUCAACAACCUGGGGCAACAGAGCCCUUCCAUCAGCGUGGUCUUCUCUGUCCCCAUCCUGCUGAACCAGGUGACCGUGUUGGAAGACCUCCAGUUUACCUUCUCUCAGAAUGUAAACCAGUCAUGCCACACUGAGAACAUAGCUCCUCCGAACCCCGACUUUCUGCCUGAGAUUAAGAAGACCUCGGUGCUGAACUGCUCCACUGCACUCUGCAGGAGAAUCCGGUGUGACGUCCCAUCCUUCAGCAGCCAGAAACAGUUCACGGUCACCCUCAAAGGCAACCUCAUGUUUGAUUGGUUCAUCAAGACUUCUAAUAAGUACGUCCUGGUUGCGACCACAGCAGAGAUCCUGUUCAACACUUCCCAGUUUGCCGUGAUUCCAGGACAAGGGGCAUUCGUGAGGACCCAGGCAGAGACCAAAGUGGAGAUGUACGAGGUUCACGACCCCAUACCCCUCAUCGUGGGCAGCUCCGUUGGGGGGCUGGUGCUUCUGGCCCUCAUCACGGCAGUCCUGUACAAGCUCGGCUUCUUCAAGCGGCAGUACAAGGACAUGAUGAGCGAGGGGGCUACUCAAGCACCCGAACCCCAGUAACGGCUCCUACUGAGACACCGCUCCUGCAGGGAGCUGAUCUCUGGUCAGCCUGGCGUGUCGGCCCCCAGGCUGCUGGACACCUAUAUCCCCGAGGAGACUGGGGCGAUGACAGCUCACCCAGAAAGGACCGGCUGGGGUUUUCAUUUGCGUGUCUGUGUGUCCGUGUGUGUAACUCAGAGGGCUUGUGGUGUAGAGGCAGCCGUCUUCCGCAAAACCUCUCUGGCUGAAGAUCAUUGCUUGGGUUUUCUUGGGGGUGUGAUCGAAGAUGCUGUUGGGCCGUCUGGGAUGGAGGGGGUGGCAGCUCAUUCCGGUGGAAGUCAAAGGAGACGCACGAGAUGCUCUUAAAGUUGACAGAGAUGGGACCUUCCAUCCUGGGCGUAUGUGCAGCCCUCCAGCUGCUGGGCUUGAACCUGCUAUGAAGCUGUGGGUGGAGCCCACUGCGGUCGUUCUGUAGAUGCCUAUCCCAACCCACUUGAGCAGAUGAGCUUAAUAAA